AUGGGAAUUUCAUGGCUCUUAUUACUAUUUUCAACUGCUCAUUUCUAUAUUGAAGUUGAUUCAAAGGAUUCAAAAGAAACGGCGAAACUUCGUUCUGUACAAAUUCUUUUUCGUCAUGGAGCCCGUGCUCCAUCUGAGCAGAUAACCGACCCAAAUUAUCAUUCAUCGUUUCCACGUGGGUUAGGCGAGAUGACUGAUCGAGGCUUUGAAAACUCGUACAAACUGGGGCGUUACCUGAAAAAGAGAUACGUGGAUAAGGGAUUCUUGGAUCCGAUUAUGAAACCGAAGGAGAUGUUUUGGAGAUCAGUCAACAAGAAUCGUUGUUUGAGCACGGCGUCUACCGUCGGAUUCGCAAUGUUUGACGAUCAGAUUCGACAUAUUCAUGUGCCUGUGGUCACCGAAGAGAUUGAUGAAAAAUUGCUGUCCUAUAAUAUAGACAAUUGCCCUCGGGAAGUGGAAUUAGUUAGGGAGAGAUGUCCGAAUUUCGAUGGGAACUAUCAUCCGUGGCCGAGAUAUGAAGCAUUCAUUGCCAACUGCCUCAAUUACACGCAUCCUGUCUUUGCUGAGUAUCCAUUUGAAACCAUCGAAGCUUAUAUGAAUGAGUACAAAAACAGUAUUCCUCCACCUCCUCUCAUCGAGAAACAUAUAAAUGAAAUCAUGGCAAUCUAUGUGAAUGUGACACAGUUCAUCACUGGAACUGGAAAUCAUCAUGAUCCGAGAAUGAUGAAAGUGAAGUUCGGUUUUCUAAUGGAAACUUUGCUCGAAAAUAUUCGCGAGAUGAAGGAAUCGAGAGAGAGUAAAGAGAAAACAGAUGUGAAGAAGUUCACCGUCUAUUCAACGCAAGAUUGGAUUCUGAUGGGCGUUCUCGAUUCAUUGGGUGUUCUGAAUAAAACGGUUGGUCUGGAAGUGUAUCCAGAAUACAAUUCGAUGAUUAUCAUUGAGCUUUGGGAGGAGAAAAGUGGAAAAUUCUAUGUGAAGACAUACUAUAAGAAAGAAGAAAUCACUGCUGAAAACCACGAACUGAUUGAUGUUAGUAAUUUGGUCAGGAAUUGUGAAGAAAGUGAGCCGAACUGCAGUUACGAGAAGUUCAUCAGAUGUUGUGACGACUACAAAUCAGACGAAGGUGAAGGAUGCGAGGUUCAGAAGAGAAAGAGAAAUAUUCGAGGAUUAUCGAUCGAUAAAGCUGAAAGGAAAAAGCCACUAUUUGCUGGGCCGGAAUAG
Caenorhabditis remanei is the source of this 1221-nucleotide messenger RNA. RefSeq lists its product as uncharacterized. The record is from RefSeq and is a predicted model, not a curated record. Lineage: Eukaryota; Metazoa; Nematoda; Chromadorea; Rhabditida; Rhabditidae. Gene Ontology annotation, biological process: dephosphorylation. The transcript has 9 exons. The coding region runs from base 1 to 1221 and encodes 406 amino acids. Gene Ontology annotation, molecular function: phosphatase activity.